AGGUAACUGGUGUAAUUUGAAGUAGUCACCAUGGAUCGUGACAUUGUUGACCAGCAUCUCAGGGUCAUAAGAAAUCCAUCUGGGUGGGAAAUAGGUGUCUAUAUUACUGGUGCUCUUGCUCUCCUGGGAAUAGCUGGAGUAAACUUAUGGAAGUUAUGGAAAUCGGGUGGCUAUCCUGCACCUUCUCCAUUUCCAAACUAUGACUACAGAUACCUAGAACAAAAGUAUGGGUCCACAUAUUCUCAAAUCAAACAAAAGAGGGCAGCAAGCAAUCUCCGAAAGGCAGGAGAAAGAAUAUUUCCUGUCUGCAAACAAAGCUUGAAAACGGACGAUGCCUUUGAAAAUAUUAAUGAGUUGGGCACCUUGGAGCUAAUGAACAAAGACCUCGAGCUAACUCCUUAUGGGCCAUUGAGAAAAUCAAUCUCCACUGACUCUCUAACUUCUGUCUCCUCCAUUGGAAAUAACUUUGGCCAGGAGUUCACAGUGGGACAAAUUGAAGUUAAUAUGGAAUACAAUGUGAAUUCGAAUACCCUGUACGUCACCUUGCUGCAGGGAAAAGAUCUGAUGGAGAAGGAAGAUGUUAAUUUUGAAUCCUGUUUUGUGCGCAUCAGUUUACUUCCAGAUGAGCAGAUUGUUGGCAUUUCUAGGAUUCAAAGAAGUGCUUACUCGGUCUUCUUUGAUGAGAAGUUUUCCAUUCCCUUGGAUCCUUCCACGUUGGAGGAAAACAGCUUGAGAUUCUCUGUUUUUGGCAUUGAUGAGGAUGAGAGAAACAUCAGCACUGGUGUGGCUGAGUUGAAAUUGUCCGACUUGGGUAUCUUUGUCCGGCCUUUCAAUGCCUGGCUUUAUCUGCAAGACAUGAAUAAGGCAACUGAUUCGGUGUGUGAAAUCCUGCUGUGUCUUAGCUAUUUACCCACAGCAGAGCGAUUGACUGUAGUUGUGGUUAAAGCCAAGAAUCUUGUGUGGGCUAAUGGAAAAAUGACUGCAGAUCCUUUUGUCAAAGUGUACUUGCUGCAAGAUGGGAGGAAGAUCAGCAAGAAAAAAACUGCAGCAAAGAGAGAUGACACAAACCCAGUGUUUAAUGAGGCCAUGAUUUUUUCAGUGCCAGCAAUUGUCCUGCAGGAGCUGUCUCUUCGGGUGACGGUCGCACAAUGCUGUGAAGAUGGGAGAGCUGAAAAUAUUGGCCAUGUUGUCAUAGGCCCGGCUGCAGGAGGCAUGGGCAUCACUCACUGGAAUCAAAUGUUGGCUACCUUGAGAAAACCUAUAUCCAUGUGGCACCCACUUCGACAAAGCUAAGGGUGUACCUGCACCUCACCGAAAAUAAUCCAACACGGUGCUUAAAUAAAUAACUUCGGGUGGCCGAUGCUGUUGGAAUAAUGAAUUUGCGAGACCAUAAGAGUUUUUUUUAAAUCUAAAUAUUCCUCACAAAUAAUAAUAGCAGUGAUGAUGGGUUGCCAAAGGAGACUACCCAAGCCUUGGAAAAGUAUCAUAGCUAAAACAAUAAGAGAGAAGAUAUAUAAUACAGACGGAUACCUGGUAGCUGAUGGACAAAUAAGACUUUUGAUUCCGUCAUUCUAACAUCACCAACUUGGAGAGCCAAUUAUUCUUGAAGUUCUUUCACACUGAAUCUUGCAUUUCCACAUUAUUUUUCUCCAUUGAAGAAGACUUAUGCAUUUGACUGUGUUUCAAACAUGUUGACUUGGAAGUCAGAUUCUUGGGAGUGAAUGGGCCCUGCCUUGAUAUAAAUAUAUGGAACACAAUUUUAUACUUCAUUCCUUCUCACAUUUGUUGGGAAUCAAGUUUGGAUUAUUUCAAAUAAAUUUGGGCAAAAUUACUUCCAACUAAAGUUGCUUAAGUCACAUUUUGGGGCCACCAUUGUCACAUGCUUCUUAUCAUGAUUGAGAUUCAAGUACUGUUGUCCUGUUUGCCUUUUUUGGAGAAGAAAACUAAAAGGCUCGUAUUUGACUAAAUAUUUGACAGAGUGAACUUUUUAUAAAGAAAAAUGUGCAUCAUUAGACAUGUGGACUACUGCUUG
Thamnophis elegans (Western terrestrial garter snake) is the source of this 2032-nucleotide messenger RNA. It is a transcript of the gene SYT12, whose product is annotated as synaptotagmin 12. The coding region runs from base 31 to 1293 and encodes 420 amino acids. Gene Ontology annotation, molecular function: SNARE binding; phosphatidylserine binding; clathrin binding. Gene Ontology annotation, biological process: calcium-ion regulated exocytosis; cellular response to calcium ion; regulation of calcium ion-dependent exocytosis. NCBI's taxonomy places the organism in Eukaryota, Metazoa, Chordata, Lepidosauria, Squamata, Natricidae. The record is from RefSeq and is a predicted model, not a curated record. The transcript is spliced from 7 exons.